Molecule: messenger RNA, 1289 nt
Organism: Wasmannia auropunctata (little fire ant)
Lineage: Eukaryota; Metazoa; Arthropoda; Insecta; Hymenoptera; Formicidae
Exons: 2
Coding region: 143-919 (258 amino acids)
Source: RefSeq, a predicted model, not a curated record
GUGACGGCAGUUUUCAGGUUAACUUCGAGAGUUUGAGCAUUGAAAACGCGAGAUUGGCCGUAAGUGUGAGCGUUCAAAGGCGAUCGUUGAUGAGUAAUGUAUGCUCGAUUGACGAGGGACGCAUAAUCUCCUCUCCAAGGCCAUGGGCAGGGCGUGCUGCGUCCUGGGCUGCCCCUCGGGUGGAGACGCCCCGUCCCACCAGAUCCCCAAGAACCCGGCUCUCUUCCAGAAGUGGAAAAGCAUGAUUUACUCCGAGAAAAUUAAACAUCUGACCGACGAGCAGAUAAGCAAAUGCGCCGUGUGCUAUCGGCAUUUCGCCGACGACGAUUAUCUGGUGACCUUCAGAGUGAGGAAGUUGAAACGCGGCAUCGCGCCUUCGUUAAACUUGCCGAACGUGCCGGCCUCCUCCAGGGUGUCUGGCGCGGUUGACGUAGAGCCGCGACCGGCUGCGAGCACCGCAGGCACGUUUGUCGUGAAAGAGGAGAUCGAGAUCGAAGAAGUGACAGAGAUUCCAAGAAUAACCGAGGAAGUGUCCGAAACGCCUCGGAUUGCAUUGUUCGAGGACGCUCCGGAAGAAGUCGAUGAAUCCUGUUUGUCCAACCAGUCGCAAGCUUUACCGGACAGGCGGGCAGAAGAGCGAAUUAAUUCAACGGCGGUAACGUUUGAAUUGAUUCGCAGAGAAAGGACGCCGAGGAGGAAACGAAUAAAAUUGACCGCGGUGCAGUUACCUCUGCUUCGACGCAAGCAGCAAGCCAAGCAGUACGAAAAAACGCCCACGAUACAGAAGCUACUGUCUUUCCUCACGCCUGCCGAAGCAGCGUCUAUCAAAACCAGAAUACAAAAGGCAAGAUACUCUCCGAAGGUGUAUGUAAAAGUGUACCACGAUGUUGCACAGAGGAAGGCUCUUGGUCAGUUGUGAAGUCUAAUAACUUAUCAAGCAAGUCUCGAACGCGCGAGAAUCAAGACACGAAAUUGUUCGACCUUUGAAAUGAGAAGCAAAUCGAACCAAUGAUAUCAAUCCCUCACAUUUAUGUUGACAGGAGAAAAUUAAUUUUCGUCAUAAUAGAACAAUAUUACGACAAUAAAGGAGUAAAUAUUUUAGAUAUGCUCUCUUAUUAGACAUAUUACAGUAAAGCUGUAAACUUGGCCACUGUGCAGACGGAAAAGAUUUUAAAAAAAAGGACGAAAAGGUACAAAAUUCCAAGCAUUAUGUCGAUACAACGGUAGUUUUACUGUAUUUUUAAAAACGAAUACAUGAAAUAUACAUUUAUAAUUAUAUGCAUGUAUAA